Symbiodinium necroappetens is the source of this 348-nucleotide messenger RNA. The record is from the annotation of a GenBank genome assembly. NCBI's taxonomy places the organism in Eukaryota, Dinophyceae, Suessiales, Symbiodiniaceae.
AUGGUCGAUGACAUCAAGAAGAAAAAGCUAACUAGCCGUGAUGACUUGGGCCUGCCCCUGCCCCCAACGGAUCUGAAGCUGAAAGCCAUUGCCAAAAUCCAGCGCAGCAAUGCAGCACAAGCGUCGAAGCAAGAAGCAGCGAAGGCCGAGAAGGAAGACAAACCGAAAGCCCCUCCUGCUGCCAACAAACGGCGGGGACGAGGGGGUGUCACCGAGGAAGUGGAUGUGGACCUCGGGAAUGUUGAUGUCGAGUUCUUGAACUACAAGGGUCUCGUCAUGACAAAGAAGCAGAAAGCAGCUUUCGCAGCGCGAGCCGCGAAAGCCAAGAAGAAACAAGACCGUCGCUAG